AUGGAGGCAGAAGACAUAGCGAAGGCUGGAGACAGAGAACAGGAUCCAGGUUCUCACAGUGAUGACCGGCCUGAUACCCUGCAGCCUGAUUUCCCAAGUGAAGGGCAAUCCCUUGGCCCCGAUGCUCUCUGGGAGGUGCUAGAAAGGAAGUUUCUGAAACACAAGCAGGUGGCUUUCAGGACCCCGGAUGAAUGUCAGAAGAACCUGCUGAGUCUUCUUCCUUUGUUCUUAAAGGCCUGGGAGCACUCUGUGGGGAUUAUCUGUUUCCCCAGUAUCCAAGUGCUGGCAGAGGAUGUGUCCAACCAGCUUGCCUAUGAGAUACAGAAGGCUCUUGCUGGAAAGCCUGCAGAGCAAGCACGGGUAAUGGCUGGACAAUUGCUACGAUGGAAGGGGGAUGAAGACCAGGGUGGCUACCUGCUCCUGAAGUCAGUGUAUGUACUCACAGGGACGGACUCGGAGACAUUGGGCCGAGUUGCCGAAUCUGGUCUCCCAGCCCUCCUUCUACAGUGCCUUUACCUCUUCUUUAUCUUCCCUCUGGAAAAAGAUGAGCUUCUGGAGAGCAACUUUCAGGUUCAGAGGAUGUUUGUGCAGAUGUUGCUCAACAUUUGCAGUGAUUCUCAGGGUCUAGAAGGACUUGUCUCAGGAACUGAACUCCAGUCUCUACUGAUUGCCACAACCUGUCUUCAAGAGAACAGCUGCUGCUUUUGGAAAGAGCCCACCUUCUGUGUGCUGAGAGCCAUCUCCAAGGCCCAGAACCUCAGUGUCAUCCGGUACCUACAGGCCAUGGAUUGUGUUAAGAUUUCCCUACAGAACCUCUCCAGGCUUGCAGACACGAACCUGGCUCCAGAGCUGAGCGAGUCUGUGGGCCUCAUCUUGGGCUUCGUGAAGGAUUCUUACCCCAUCUCUUCCGCUUUGCUCCUGGAGUUCGAGAAUGGGGAGGGCUACCCUCUGCUGCUUAAAGUGCUGCUUCGGUAUGAUGGGCUGUCCCAGAGUGAAGUGGACCCCCACCUAGAGGAGCUCUUCAGGCUGGUGAUGUGGCUGACAACCUGUGGAAAGUCAGAGCUGAAGGUGUUUGACAGCAUCACUUACCCUCAACGUGAAGGCUUCAAGUUCCAUGACGAAGCUUCUGGAGCAACUGUUAAGAAUCUUCAGGCCUUCCAAGUCCUGCAAAAUGUCUUCCACAAAGCCAGAAACCCCAUCCUCUGCUCACAAGUCUUAUCAGCCAUCAGAACCAUGUGGACCUGGAAUGCACGCAACUUCUUCCUGCUGGAAUGGACCCUGCAGCCUAUCUCACAGUUUGUGGAGCUCUUGCACCUGAAACCGACCUCAGUGCAAACACAGUUCUUCCAGCUACUGGAGGCACUGGUGUUUGAGCUAUACUAUGUGCCACAUGAAAUCCUGAGGAAGGUUCAGCACCUGAUCAAGGAGAGCCCUGAGUCCUCCUGUACACUUGCUGCCCUGCAGAGCAUCCAUAAGAUCACAAGUGGGGACCCAUUCUUCACUGAUAUCUUCCAGGACUCAGGGCUCCUGGGCCUGCUGCUGGCCCAGCUGCGGAAGCGAGCCAAGAUCAUGAGGAAGUCAGGAAACAGAGCGUCCACCCCUGACAUUCAGGAUCCAGAAAGAGAACUCACCUGCUUGAUGCUAAGGACUGUGGCCACACUUCUUGAAGGUUCUGUUCGGAAUGCAGUUGUCCUGAAAGACCAUGGCAUGGUGCCUUUUAUCAAGAUCUUCCUGGACGAUGAGUGCUACCGUGAAGCCUCGCUCAGCAUCCUGGAAAAGCUCUCGGUCAUCAAUGCAGAGGAGUACAUGAGCAUCAUCGUGGGUGCCUUGUGCUCAUCCACGCAAGGGGAACUGCAGCUGAAACUGGAUCUUUUGAAGUCUCUAAUCCAGAUCCUGCAAACCCCCAAGGGCCGUGCUGCUUUCAGAGUUUCCAGUGGAUUCAAUGGGCUGCUGUCUUUGCUCUCUGAUCUGGAGGGAUCUCUCCAAGAACCCCCACUGAAGAUGUCAGGUCCAGUUUCCCCCAGUCAGACUCUGAACCUGGUCUUCCACACCUUCUGUGCUCUGUCUGCAGCAUUGAACCUGGACCCUGUCAACAGUGACUUCUUCCAGAGGAAUAGGUUGUGUGAGAAGCUGGCCGAGGAUCUCUACAGGAUGGGCUGUUUUGGUAUCAUGGAGGAAGAAGGAGAACCACUGCAAUCCUGGACAGACAAAAAGCCCAGGACGUUUGCUGAUUUGCAGAGUGCUGCCUUUUCCUCCACCAGCCCAUUACCAUCCAGGUUACAGAACUGCCUCCAGAUCCUCAGCUUUUUGGACAGCAUGGCCAGCAGCACCCUUCACCUACAAAGGGACCUGACCAAGUCUCUGAGGGCCAGCCCAGGGCCAGUUGUGGAUGCUCAGACAGAAGAAGCCAACAAUAACCCUAAAAGCAGCUUCCAGCAGUGGCCAGACCUGGAGGAAAGGACAGAAGAAGGUGAUAUUGCAAUCAUGCACCCUGGGAUGGUGUGUAUUAUGGUGAGAUUGCUGCCCAGGUUGUACCAUGAAGAUCACCCACAGCUUUCCAUGGAGAUCCAGUACUCCCUGGCCAACCACCUGCAGGCCUUAGUGAAGUCAGAGAAGAACCGCCAGGUCAUGUGUGAGGCGGGCAUGCUCAGCACCCUCAUGACCACCUGCCACAAGGCCCUGGUCACCAGCAGCCACCCCUUGCACCUGGGGCUCAUCAGGAUUUUCGAGAAGCUUGCCUCCCAAGCCAUCACACCUGAUGUACUAAGACAGUUCCUGGGCCUUGGAAUCCCCCAAUUUGCACCAGCUGCCACAAAAAUUCUCAAUCCAUCCAGUGUGCAUGGAGGCAACUCUGGAUGCUCAAGGUCUGAGGCAGCAGCACUUGGUGAUGCCGAGGGUCCCAUGGAUGCUGGCCCUGGAGUCUCACAGGCCCUCAGGCCCUUGGGGUUGUCCCAUAGCUCAGCAGCUGCCCUCCAGAUGGUGCUGAGCCUCAUCUCCAUGACCUCCCCUCGGAACCUGCAGCCUCAGAGGGCAGUCCUAGCUCCAUCGUUUGUGGAAUUUGACAUGUCCACAGAAGGCUAUGGCUGCCUGUACAUUCCUACCCUGUCUACGGUUAUGGGCUCCAGCACUGAGUACUCAGUCUCUGGAGGAAUUGGGACAGGUGUUGCCAGAUCCUUCCCUCCCCCUGGGGGCCUGACCUUCUCUUGUUGGUUCCUGAUCAGCCAGCAUGGUGCUACCUUUGGCGGCCACCCACUCCGCUUCCUCACACUGGUGCGCCACCUUUCCAGGACAGAGCAGCCCUUUGUCUGCUUCUCCAUCAGCCUCUGCCCUGACGACCUCUCCUUGGUGGUGUCCACAGAAGAGAAAGAGUUCCAGUCUCUGGAUGCUAUGGAGCCUGAGGAUGUUGCUGAGCCUUCUGCAGGACGCCAACUCCAGGUCAGAUGUGGGCAACUGCUGGCUUGUGGUCAGUGGCAUCAUCUGGCUGUGGUGGUCACCAAGGAGAUGAAAAAGAAUUGCACUGUUUCCACCUAUCUGGAUGCACAGAUCAUUGGCUCAGCCAAGAUGCUGUAUAUUCAGACCCUACCAGGACCUUUUCUUUCAAUGGAUCCAUCUUCAUUUGUGGAUGUGUAUGGGUAUAUUGCUACUCCUCGAAUUUGGAAACAAAAAUCAUCAUUGAUCUGGCGUCUUGGCCCUACAUACCUCUUUGAAGAAGCCAUCUCAGUGAAAACUCUGGAAGUUAUUAACAAACUUGGCCCAAGAUACUGUGGUAACUUCCAAGCUGUCCAUACCCAUGGUGAGUACUCUGAUGGUGAAGCUAUACCUCUUGUUGUGGAGGAGAAGGUUUCCUUUGGACUUCACAUAGCCAGCUCAUCCAUCACCAGUGUGGCAGACAUAAGACACACUUACAACGAGGUAGACAGCCGCCUGAUAGCCAAAGAGAUGAACAUUUCAUCUCGUGACAGUGCCACACCUGUGUUCUUGCUAAGAAAUUGUGCUGGUCACCUCUUGGGCUCUCUUCGAACCAUUGGAGCAGCUGCUGUGGGCCACUUAGGGGUGAGGGUGUUCCACUCCAGCCCUGCGGCCAGCAGCCUGGACUUCAUUGGAGGACCUGCCAUCCUCUUGGGCCUAAUGUCCUUAGCAACAGAUGACCAUACCAUGUAUGCAGCUGUGAAAGUCUUGCACUCCGUCCUGACCAGCAAUGCCAUGUGUGACCGCCUGAUGAACCACAUCUCUGGGUACCAGAUAAUGGCAUUUCUGCUGAGAAAAAAGACUUCAUUCUUAAACCAUAGAAUUUUUCAGCUAAUCCUCUCAAUAGCUGGCACUGCAGAACUGGGCUUCGGGUCAUCUGCUAUCAUCAACAUUGGUGUCUUCCAGCACGUCCUCUGCAAUUUUGAGCUCUGGAUGAAGACUGCAGAUAAUCUGGACCUCGCCCUCUUUUCCCAUCUUGUUGAAAUCUUUCAUUCUCCAAGGGAAGGACCCAGGAAUGCUAAAGUUGCCCAUCAAGCACAGCUUAUACCCAAGCUCAUCUUCCUCUUCAAUGAGCCGAACCUCACCCCCUCCAAGAUCCCUACCAUCAUUGCUAUCCUGGGCCACCAGCUGAGGGGCCACUUCAGCAUCCAAGACUUGCUCAGGGUUGCGCUGUUUGUUGUGUAUACUCUCAAGCCUUCAUCAGUGAGUGAGAGGCAGAUGUGCAUGGAUGGAGUCCUGGACCUCUCCGCACCUGCUGGAAGCCAAACAUCUGGAAAGACAAUCUGGCUCAGAAACCAGUUGCUGGAGAUGCUACUCAGUGUAAUAUCUUCUCACCACCUUCAUCUGUCCUCUGAAUUAAAGGAAGAAAUGUUUCUGAACCUGGGGCCAGACUGGUUCCUGCUUCUCAUGCAGGGCCACCUGCAUCCUAGCACCACUGUGCUGGGGCUGAAGCUGCUGCUGCACUUUUUGUCAAACCCAGACCUCCGGGGGCGAUUUAAAGAAGGCAUGUCUGCAGGAUCCUGGGUGGAAAAUAGCACUCUGGGUGUGGAUGUCAUAAUGGACAACCUGAAGUGUCCCCCUGCCAUGCCUGAGCAGAGCCCCUGCCUGCUUCCUGGGUUUCGAGUUUUGAAUGACUUUCUGGCCCACCAUGUUCAUAUUGCUGAAGUCUACCUCAUCGUGUCCACCUUCUUCCUGCAAACUCCACUCACAGAGCUGACUGACAAGCCCAAAGAUAACCUUGAAGGGAUGUUUCAGUGGCUUCUGCAGAAACACCACAAGGAAGAGGUUCUCCGGGCUGGGCUGUGCAUGGAAGGUGCCUUACUGCUUCUGGAAAUGCUUAAAGCUACCAUAAACCAGCCCUUGGCAGGUUCUGAAGACAGCACCUGGGAACAGUCGUUUCCAGCCAGUAUGCUGCAGUUCCUGGGCCUUGUCCACCGUGCAUACCCCCAGGACCCCAUGUGGCAUGCUCCAGAGUUUCUCCAGACCUUGGCCACAGUCACCUUCCCUCUGGGAACCCAAAAGGGGGGCAUGGCUGAGUCCACCUGGAAUGCCAGCAGUCCUAGGACCAUGGCUGAAGAUUACAGCACUGAAGAGGAUCUCCAGGCCCCUGCCAAGUUGCAUCCUGCUCGGAAGCAGCUGAGAGAGUUUACACAGCUCCUCUUGAGGGAGCUGCUGAAGGUGGCUUCCUCCUCCAAGCAGUGGUUGCCACUGGAGGUGCUCCUGGAGGCUUCUCCAGACAAUGGCACUCGUCAACAGAAGCGAGACUUCCAGUCUGAGGUCCUGCUGUCUACCAUGGAGAUAUUUCAUGUUAUGAGUGAAGGAAAUGCACCGAUCCUGGGAGGCAAUAAGGAUCCCCAGCCAAAUGUAGAAGUUGCUGCUGCUCCAUCCUUCACCAACAUCUCCUACUUCACCCAGAAGCUGGUGGAGAAGCUGCAGAGUGGAAUGUUCACAGCUGACCCCAGACACAUCCUUCUGUUCAUCACAGAGCACAUCAUGCUAGUCAUCGAGAAUGCCUCUUCUCAAAGGGAAGCCGUCCUCAGCGCUUUGUACAGCAGUUUGAAUAAAGUCAUCCUGUAUUGCCUUUCCAAGCCCUGGCAGUCCCUCUCUGAAUGCCUCAGCCUUCUCAGCAGCCUGAACUUUCUGCAGGAGCACUGGGACAUUGUCUUUGCCACCUACAAUUCAAACAUCAGCUUCCUCCUGUGUCUCAUGCACUGCUUUUUGCUGCUCAAUACAAGAAGCUAUCCAGAAGGAUUUGGAUUGGAACCCAAGCCUAGAAUGACUCCUUAUCAUCAAGUCUUUCUUUCCCCAAAUGAAGAAGUGAGAGAAAAAAGAGGAGAAGAUUACUCAAGUUUGACUGAUGUCCAGCACAACAUUCAGAGGAUAGUGCGGACUCUCUGGCAGCAACUUGUGGCACAGAGACGGCAGGCACUGGAGGAUGCCUUCAAGAUUGAUCUCUCCGUGAAAACUGGAGAGAGUGAAGUGAAGAUUGAAGAAGUCACCCCACUCUGGGAGGAGACCAUGCUCAAGGCUUGGCAGAAUUACUUAGCAUCUGAGAAGAAGAUGCUGGCCAGUCGCUCAAAUGUCACCCACCACAGCAAAGUUACUUCGUGGAGUGGGAGCCUGUCUUCAGCCAUGAGACUGAUGCCCAGCCGGCUGACCAAGGACCCUGAGUGCAAGGCAGAGGAUUUUGUGUCAUGUAUAGAGAACAACAGAAGAAAAGGACAAGAGCUGUAUGCAUCUUUAUACAAAGAUCAUGUGCAAAGGCAGAGAUGUGGCCAUAUCAAGGCAGCCAGUGCCUGGGCCAGGAUCAAGGAGCAGCUCUUUGGGGAGCUAGGCUUAUGGGGCCAGAUGGUGGGAGCUGCACCUUGCUCUCAGUGGGAGCUGGACUGGAGAGAAGGACCUGCUCGCAUGAAGAGAAGAAUCAGACGCUUGUCUCCACUGGAGGCCCUGAGUCAAGCAGCCCACAAGGAGAACCAAGGAAGAAAUGAUAUUUCUCAAACAAAUGCUGGAAACCAAGAUGAACUGACACCAAAGGAAGUCGAGAACGAGAGAGACGAAGUGGCAGUGGACUGCACACAGCUGACAUUCUUCCCUGCCUUACAUGAAAGUCUGCACUCGGAAGACUUCUUAGAACUGUGUAGGGAGAGACAAGUUGUUUUGCAGGAGCUUCUUGAUCAAGAAAAGGUGUCACUAAAGUACUCCCUGGUGAUUGUGCGAGGGCAUCUGGUCUUGGAAGGGGUCCUUCUCUUUGGCCGCCAACACUUCUAUAUCUGCGAGAACUUCACACUGUCUCCUGUGGGCGAUGUCUACUGCACCCGCCACUGCUUGUCCAACAUCAGCGAUCAGUUCAUUUUCAACAUGUGCAGCAAAGACAGGUCCUGUGACCAUUACUCAUGCCAGCGCCACAGAUACGCAGACAUCAGAGAGAUCCACCGGACACGCUUUCUUCUGCAGGACAUUGCCCUGGAAAUCUUUUUCCAAAAUGGAUAUUCCAAGUUUCUUGUCUUCUACAACAAUGAUCGGAGUAAGGCUUUCAAAAGCUUCUGUUCUUUCCAACCUGGCUUGAAGGGGAAGGGAAUCACAGAGGAAUCCCUCAACAUAAGGAAACACCCCGGCUCGGACAGAACCAUGCUGCAGAGGUGGCAGAAAAGGGAAAUCAGCAAUUUUGAGUAUCUCAUGUACCUCAACACACUGGCUGGAAGGACCUAUAACGAUUACAUGCAGUAUCCAGUGUAUCCCUGGGUUCUUGCUGACUACACCUCAGAGACGUUGAACUUGACAAACCCCAAGACUUUCCGGGAUCUUUCAAAGCCCAUGGGUGCUCAGACCAAGGAAAGAAAGCUGAAAUUCACACAGAGGUUUAAAGAAGUUGAGAAGACAGAAGGAGACCUGACCUUCCAGUGCCACUACUAUACUCACUACUCCUCUGCCAUCAUUGUUGCCUCCUACCUGGUCCGGAUGCCACCCUUCACCCAGGCCUUCUGUUCUCUGCAGGGUGGAAGCUUUGAUGUGGCAGAUAGAAUGUUCCAUAGUGUGAAAAAUGCAUGGGAGUCUGCCUCCAGAGAGAACAUGAGUGACGUCAGGGAACUGACCCCAGAGUUCUUCUACCUGCCUGAGUUCCUAACAAACUGUAAUGCAGUGGAGUUUGGCUGCAUGCAGGAUGGGACAGUGCUAGGGGAUGUGCAGCUCCCUCCCUGGGCUGAUGGAGACCCUCGGAAAUUCAUCAGCCUGCAUAGACAGGCUCUGGAAAGUGACUUUGUCAGUGCCAACCUUCACCACUGGAUAGACCUCAUUUUUGGAUACAAGCAGCAAGGCCCAGCUGCAGUGGACGCUGUUAACACCUUCCACCCCUACUUCUAUGGUGAAAAGAUGGACCUCAGCAGCAUUGGAGAUCCUCUGAUCAAGAGCACAAUCCUGGGCUUUAUUAGCAACUUUGGACAAGUGCCCAAACAGCUCUUCACCAAACCCCACCCAACCAGGACUGCCAUAGGAAAGCCAUCACCUGGAAAAGAUGUGAAUACACCCACAAGCCUUCUGGGCCAUCCCCAGCCAUUUUUCUACAGCCUACAGUCUCUGAAGCCCUUCCCAGUGACAGUCAAAGAUAUGUACCUCUUCUCUUUAGGCUCAGAAUCCCCCAAGGGAGCCAUUGGCCACAUCAUCUCUACUGAGAAGACCAUCCUGGCUGUAGAGAAGAACAAGGUGCUGAUGCCUAACCUCUGGAACAGGACCUUCAGUUGGGGCUUUGAUGACUUCAGUUGCUGCCUGGGUACCUAUGGCUCUGACAAGGUCCUGAUGAAGUUUGAGAACCUGGCUGUGUGGGGCCGCUGCCUGUGUGCUGUGUGCCCAUCUGCCACGAUGGUCGUCACCUCAGGAACCAGCACUGUGGUGUGUGUGUGGGAGCUCUGCAUGGUCAAAGGCCAGGCCAAAGGCUUGCGCCUUAGGCAGGCCUUGUAUGGGCACACAAAGGCUGUUACAUGCCUGGCAGUGUCGAUCACCUUUAGCCUCCUGGUGAGCGGCUCCCAGGACUGUACUUGCAUCUUGUGGGACUUGGACCACCUCACACAUGUAGCCCGCCUGCCUGCUCACCGGGAGGGCAUCUCUGCCAUAGCCAUCAGUGACAUCUCGGGCACCAUUGUCUCCUGUGCUGGAGCCCACAUGUCCCUAUGGACAGUCAAUGGACAACCCCUGGCCAGCAUUGCCACAGCCUGGGGCCCAGAAGGAGCCAUAACCUGCUGCUGUGUAAUGGAGGGACCAGCAUGGGAUACAAGCCAUGUCAUCAUCACGGGGAGUCAGAAUGGCAUGGUCCGGAUUUGGAAGACUGAGGAUGUGAAGAUGUCUGCUUCUGGGCACACGGUGGCAGAGGACUCCUCAGCUCAGCCUUCAAGCCCAAAAGGUCACAAGUGGGAGAAGAAUCUGGCCCUGUGCCGAGAGCUGGAUGUCAGUGUUGCUUUGACGGGGAAGCCCAGUAAGACUAGCCCUGCAGUGACAGCUCUGUCUGUGUCCAGAAACCAAACCAAACUCCUGGUUGGUGAUGAGAAGGGGAGAAUCUUCUGCUGGUCUGCAGAUGGGUAG
Messenger RNA from Orycteropus afer afer, 9540 nucleotides. The record is from RefSeq and is a predicted model, not a curated record. Lineage: Eukaryota; Metazoa; Chordata; Mammalia; Tubulidentata; Orycteropodidae.